CUGUUUAUCCUGAGAUCGAUAGUUUGGGAUAAUUAUUGCAAAAACGCUUUCUGACACUGUGUGCAGAAUGAUCUCCAAUACAACUCUUUCCCUUCACUCCAACUCCAAAAUCUCAAUGUUCUAUGAGAAAACGACAGCAGACAUUGUCUUCUACUCAAUCAUAGUUCUCAUUGGCACCACUGGGAACUCUGUGGUCAUCUGGGUGGCUGGCUUCCGCAUGAAACCCACUGUCACAAACGUUUGGCUGGUCAAUCUCGCUGUAGCAGACCUGAUCUUCUGCUUGACACGAGUCACUUCUCUCAUCAAAAGCAUUUUCUAUGACCACUGGCCUUUUGGAGUUUUUCUCUGCAAGUUCAAUGGUUUCUUCAAGUACGCCAACAUGUUCUGCAGUGUUUUCCUUCUGGCUGUCAUCAGUGUGGAUCGAGCGCUUUGCAUUUGCCGCCCAGUGUUCACCAGAAAACGACGGACGUUAUGUGCUGCUCGUGUGGUCAGUGUGGGAGUUUGGAUUGCGGCGGUGGUGUUCAGCUCACCGUACUUUGUGUACCGACAGGUCUUCCUUGGCAAGAACAACUUGAGCCACUGCUCAUUCAAGGAGAAAGGAGCAGCAGAAGCAGAUGGCAGUUCGGCAAAGUAUGUCUACUAUUUCAUUCGUUUCAUCUGUGGAUUCUUGUUGCCCUUCCUGGUCAUCCUUAUCUGUUACAUAUUAGCUGCUGUUGGGAUACGCAGAACACGGCUCUCUGGAAAAUCAAGGCCUCUUCGGAUUCUUGUCGUAUUGGUCUGUGCCUUUUUCUUAUGCUGGGCCCCCUACCACUUUAUUGGGCUGGUCAAGUUGGUGAAUAAAGACAACGAGGCAGUAAAAGAAGGAUGGACUAUGGUUUCAAACUUAGCCUAUUUCAACAGCUGCAUUAACCCAGUUCUGUAUUUCUGCAUGGGACUGGAUUUUAGUCGACGCUGCAACCAAAGUUUGUCUGGGGUUUUUCGCAGAGCUCUUAUGGAGGAAGGCCAAAGUCUCUCACAGCAAGGCACUAGAGAAGAAAGCUGUAAUUCCAUUCCAAAGACGGCAGACACUGAGUGUGAAACUAAAGUUUAA
Molecule: messenger RNA, 1090 nt
Organism: Sinocyclocheilus rhinocerous
Lineage: Eukaryota; Metazoa; Chordata; Actinopteri; Cypriniformes; Cyprinidae
Product: C3a anaphylatoxin chemotactic receptor-like
Exons: 4
Coding region: 68-1090 (340 amino acids)
Biological process (GO): complement receptor mediated signaling pathway; phospholipase C-activating G protein-coupled receptor signaling pathway; positive regulation of cytosolic calcium ion concentration
Cellular component (GO): plasma membrane
Molecular function (GO): G protein-coupled receptor activity; complement receptor activity
Source: RefSeq, a predicted model, not a curated record